Phytophthora sojae is the source of this 1038-nucleotide messenger RNA. RefSeq lists its product as hypothetical. Bases 1 to 1038 code for a protein of 345 amino acids. The record is from RefSeq and is a predicted model, not a curated record. Lineage: Eukaryota; Oomycota; Peronosporomycetes; Peronosporales; Peronosporaceae. The transcript is spliced from 7 exons.
AUGCUGGCCCCUCCAUCGGUCACGGUCAAGCCUCCGGCCGUGAUCGUUGCCCCACCGUUCUCAACUUUUAACCCGCCCGAUGUAAUCGUGGCGCCGCCCAUGUCAAUAGUCAGCCCCGUAUCCUUGAUCGUGGCGCCACCGUAUAUGGUGGUCGCACCAGAUGAUGCGACCUUAAAGACGCCUCCGGCCGUGAUCGUUGCCCCACCGUUCUCAACUUUUAACCCGCCCGAUGUAAUCGUGGCGCCGCCCAUGUCAAUAGUCAGCCCCCCUCCGGCCGUGAUCGUUGCCCCACCGUUCUCAACUUUUAACCCGCCCGAUGUAAUCGUGGCGCCGCCCAUGUCAAUAGUCAGCCCCGUAUCCUUGAUCGUGGCGCCACCAUAUAUGGUGGUCGCACCAGAUGAUGCGACCUUAAAGACGCCUCCGGCCGUGAUCGUUGCCCCACCGUUCUCAACUUUUAACCCGCCCGAUGUAAUCGUGGCGCCGCCCAUGUCAAUAGUCAGCCCCCCUCCGGCCGUGAUCGUUGCCCCACCGUUCUCAACUUUUAACCCGCCCGAUGUAAUCGUGGCGCCGCCCAUCGUGGUCGCGUCCGUGGACUUGGUAAUGCUGGCCCCUCCAUCGGUCACGGUCAAGCCUCCGGCCGUGAUCGUUGCCCCACCGUUCUCAACUUUUAACCCGCCCGAUGUAAUCGUGGCGCCGCCCAUGUCAAUAGUCAGCCCCCCUCCGGCCGUGAUCGUUGCCCCACCGUUCUCAACUUUUAACCCGCCCGAUGUAAUCGUGGCGCCGCCCAUGUCAAUAGUCAGCCCCGUAUCCUUGAUCGUGGCGCCACCAUAUAUGGUGGUCGCGCCUGAUGCGGCCACCUUAAAGACGGACGUGGGGGUGGCGCCGGCCUUGGCGUCGAUGAAGGUGAACCCACUGCCAUCUGUAUCGAACGAGGUCAUGGAGACCAUCGUUUUUGUGAAUGUAGUAGCAGAAUUGGUAAGCGUGAGCGUGUUGGCCGUCGUCCCCGAGUCGGAAAUGCUGGCUCCGCCGGUGCCCUGA